CUUGAUCAGAGGUGACAGCUAGCGUCUGGGAGCUUUACGAACGUCGACGAAAGCCAUAGAGAGGAUGAUGCCGCUCAGCCGUGCCUUGUAUCGCCCGGUCGUGGCAGCGGGCAGCAGACGGGUCUUGUCAACGUCAGCUCGGCAUGCACAGCAAGGCAGGGCCAAACGUCCUCCCUUUGACGAGGUGCAGCGAUCCCGCCCUGACUUCGAGGCCCUGGACUAUGUCGCGACCAAGACGCCGGAUCCUGCGUGGAAGACGGGCACUGGGGCCAACGGUCAUCCGUCUGGCAAUGGGUCGCAAAGGAGGAAAGAGAUGCUUCGCGCAGACGAACUGGGCGAUGCAGAGAACUACAAGCUCAUCGUAGGCGGCAUCAUACCCAGACCAAUUGCCCUCGUCUCGUCGCACGACGCAACGGGCAAACGGAAUCUCGCUCCUUUCUCCUACUUUGGCGCUGUGGGGCACAAGCCUCCCAUGGUCAUGAUCUCGUUCAACUCUGCCAAAGCAGGCCAGAAGGACAGUGCGGCGAACAUCCUCGAGACCAAACGCUUCUCUGUCAACAUCAUCUCCGAGUCAUUUGUUGAAGCUGCCAACUACACGUCAAUCGAUGCGCCCCACGACGUCUCGGAGUGGGACCUGAGCGGCCUCACGCCCAGCCCCUCGCGCUACUGGCCCGAGGAAGGAGACGCACCGCCGACGGUGGGUGAAUCUGCCUAUUCGCUCGAGUGUGAGCUGCACGAUUCAAUGAGCCUACUCGACGACGAUGGCAAAGAGACGGGCAAGAUCAUCGUUGGCCGCAUUCGGGCAUACAUCCUAAACGAAGGCAUCAUUCAGCCAGACGGCAGCCUCUCGCCUGGCGAUAUCCUCCCCAUCGCCCGAGGUGGCGGCAUCACCUACCUCCGCUCAACCCAUGGCCUCGAGCUUCCGAGGCCAAGGUGGAGCCGCGAAGGGGAGAGCGAGACAGUCAAGUCCCUUCUGGCCAAGCGGUAGAGCACGGCAAGAUGGGACAGAUUGUAAGGUUGCCGCACACCAACUUACACAAAUGCACGGUUCAAACAAGGGGCGAGGGAGUAUGUGCGAGUGGCUGUGAUGGUAUAUGGUA
Messenger RNA from Acaromyces ingoldii, 1100 nucleotides. Its product is annotated as flavo protein oxygenase. The transcript has 5 exons. The record is from RefSeq and is a predicted model, not a curated record. Lineage: Eukaryota; Fungi; Basidiomycota; Exobasidiomycetes; Exobasidiales; Cryptobasidiaceae. The coding region runs from base 68 to 988 and encodes 306 amino acids. Gene Ontology annotation, molecular function: FMN binding.